AUGGCACUGGCACCUAGCUCGCCGAGGCUGCCCAGCCCUCCGCCAGCUGCCGAGAUACAAAUGACCCCGAACUCACCGUCUGGCGGCCCAGCUGCGACACUCGAAACGACACAAAUGGAACAAUCUCUCCUCGAUGCCAACUCCAAAAGAAGGAUACAUCCUGGUACAAAGGCUGCCGAUAUGGCGGCUGGUCCGCCACUGGUGCCUCUGAGCGAGUUGGAAUCGGCAUUUUCACUACAGGAGCACCUCGCUGCUCUGCAUUAUGACCUCACAGCGCAGGGCACUCGAGCACUGACGCGAGCGACAGCCCAUCAAAUUGCGCAACCUCCCACCGGUAUCGAUCGAACACUGUGGCUCUACGAGCUUUGCCGAUUCCUCAUCUCGCAAUGCAACACCCUUAUUGUCGGAUUUUUGUUUGAUACACCGCCCUGCAGUGCUGCAACGUGCCCUGAGAUGCGCGCGUCCGAGUGGCAGUUUCUCUGUGCCGUGCAUGAACAGCCCAAGAGCUGCUGCGCAAUCGACUACUGCUGCCACACUCUCGACUGGGCUGCUAAUGUAGUAUCGGAUCAAAACAUCUUCCCGAGUCGAUUUGUGAUACUGAACGACACGCAAAGCAAAAACGUGGGCCUGAAAAACCUGGUCAACGUUUUUCGUCGUUUGCACCGUAUCUUUGCGCACGCAUGGUUCCAGCAUCGCAGUGUGUUUUGGGCAGUUGAAGGACAGAGCGGGCUCUAUGUCUUGUUCAAAACAGUAUGCGAUCUCUAUGACUUGCUGCCGGCCGAGAACUACAAGCUGCCGCCUGAGGCAGAGGGUCUCGAGGCGCCGGAAUCUGAUUCCGAGCCAGUAGCGAACAGGUCGCCGUCCGCGCCGACAGCCCUACCGAGAAUCUAUCCCAGAAUCCUGAAGCCAAGCUCGCCACCACAGCAAAGUGCAAGAGGUACAACGAGUCCUGAAGACAACUUGCAGUCCCAUGGGCAGACCACAACGAGGCGGCAUAUUAGAAGUAGCCCUUCGACAGGCAGUGCCGUGAUGACCGUGAUGGAGACGGACGAGGAGGAGGCCGACGGAUUGACACGAGGACUGGAUGGCAUGCAUCUGGCCGCCCCACCGCCACCAAACCUGUCUCUCUUUGCAGAUGAACCCGAGAAUGCAGAAGUGCCCGCUGCCGUGAAUGAGGCACUGGAUGGCAAACCAAUGGCACAAUCAACUGAGACAUUUAAGGCUGAUGAUAAGUCGGAGGAAGCCAACGAGGCUGCCGCAAAAAGCGACACUAGCGAAGAGCCAAAGGCAGGGUCGGCAGUUGUUGAAAAGAACGCUAAUGUGGCCGAGCCCACCGCCGAAGGACCCUCCACACCAGCAACGCAAGACAGCGAAUUGUCUCCAGUCCCUUCAAGAGAGGCAGAACCAGCAGUCGAGAGCGCGGACGUUAUUUCUGCUGACCGUGAGGUGCCAUUGACCGACCAUUCGGGUGCAGAUGCACCGGUCGGGCAGGAAACCGAGACGACUAACGAAGCAGCGGACACUUCAAAGCCGAGUGAGAGCGAUGACGCUGGAUCGCCGGAAGGCUCCUCCACGACAGAGACGACACCAUCGACCACAGCCACGUCGACAGAAGAAGCCGCAAAAGAAGGGCAGUAA
This is a messenger RNA of Akanthomyces muscarius, 1638 nucleotides long. RefSeq lists its product as uncharacterized. Gene Ontology annotation, cellular component: cytoplasm. The record is from RefSeq and is a predicted model, not a curated record. The transcript is spliced from 2 exons. The coding region runs from base 1 to 1638 and encodes 545 amino acids. Lineage: Eukaryota; Fungi; Ascomycota; Sordariomycetes; Hypocreales; Cordycipitaceae.